GUGGGUGUGUGUAGGUGCAUAGCAUUUUCACAUUUCCUGUGCAGCAGACUAUCUCUUAUUUGUUCUUGAUCUGCCGCACACUAUGAAGUUAUCCAUGCAACAUUCACUUAUUACUGACACAUAAAAUAUUCUACCAUUAGUCCACACAUGGCCUCAACAUCAGGGCACUACAAGUUCUGACAUGAAUACUGAAGGGAAGCUACAUUCUUUUAUGAGCAACUGAAUCUUUCUCUUGGCUGAGGAAUUGGCUAGAUUUUGACUGCUUGAAGAAUAGUGCAAUGGGUCUUUGUAUGCCAGUGUUAAAAGUGAAGGGUGGAAUUCCAAUUAGUCGUCCUUCAAGGUGUGAGGCGGAUUAACAUUUGUGUCAGUGUUUGACUUUCAAAUUUAGCUUUCUGAAGUGAUUGAAGCAGAGGAAUUAUUUAUACUUUUAAGGGAGGACACCCAGCCCAAUAAAACCAGAAAGGAUCCCUGAAGCAUUACACUUUUCAGAAUGAACAUUGCAAGGUCUCUUUGAAGCAGCAACACAAGAGGCAUCCUGCUUCAUCCACAUCAAACAACAGAAAUCAAGAUGGAAAAUAUGUGUUUUCUUUUAUUGGAAAGUCUGAGAACAAAAGGCUGCGGAGAGCAGACUGGCACUGUCUCGUUCUUAUCUAACUGAGGUUGCAAAAGGCCUUUUUGAGUCAGUGCCAGCACAUAAAGAGCAAACAAGUGAGAGCUUGUUGCAGUCAAUCAUGGCAGCAAUUUGCUCACUGUUGUGGUUUUGCAAGGGGGAAUUCUCCUGCCAAAGAUGUGAUCUAAAGAAUGUGCAGAACCAUAUUAGCUGAAAAGAACAUUGGAUACAUGAUAGGCAGCUGGAGAAUAUGAAAAGACUUGAGAUGUUCCCUUCCAACAGAGAAGCAUGUGACAACGCCAAGCCAGAGACAAUGAGCCAAUUAACAGACAUAUUUGGAAAAGUACAGCUGAGGAUAUUAUGUUUCAGCUGAUUAGAAGUUAACUACUUUUGCCAAAAGCAGUCGGUAGCACCUGAGAAUUUCUGAACAUGAGAUGAUGAUAGCAGGAUUUACUGAGCUCAGAUUGUAAGAGAGAAAUUCUGAAAACAUAAAUUAUGAUUUUUAUGCAUGGAGUCACUCAUCACAUUUGCCAAAAUCACAAUUCAUAGAGGUGUCAAUUGUGCUUUAGGUUAGCUAUUACUGUGCAACAAAUAGAGGAAAAUGUGUGCAACUUGUUUUUUUAUGAGGUUUAAAAUGUAAGGUAAAAUAAAGAAAAUGCAUCAUUAUCUCAAUUAACACAUGAAACCCAAAUUUUAAUGCAUUUAUGUACAAAAAAUAUGAAAGUUUUCAGUUUUGAUGGUAUUUUUUUUUCUGUUGAUCACCUACAGAUUACUGGUUGGAGUUCAUUAAAGAAAAACUGGACAAUGUCAGUCAUUGACAUUGUCUUAUCAAAACACUGCAAUGGCAAAUUCUUGCAAACCAGGUUCAUUCAGAUAGAACAGCCAUUGUCAUUUUGAAAUUACUCAAGCAGACCCCCAGUCAUCUGAUUGCAAACGUAAUCAGUAGUCUCAUGUAGGCAAGUUGUUUGGCAGAGAAAACAGCAGCAAGUAUUCAAACUGUUUCUUGCAAAUGUGUAGAUGUUUAAUAUCCACCACUACUCUGCUGUAUCCCGUGGAUAUGAAUAUUUUCAUUUAGAAAUAGAUCAUAAAGUCAGUUAAGAGGAGUAGCUGUUGACCUUCAAUUGCUCUAAGACAGCAAGAAAGAAAAAUAUUUAUUUAUUCUAUCUGCCACCAGCCAAGAAACUUUUACUAAAUUAAUGACUUGUUUUGAAGACUAAUGUGCUAUAAUUAUAUAUCAUAGUCUUGAAUAAGGAGUUUAUGAACUCCUGGAGAGAGAUAGGAUGGCAAAGUACAGCUUCAGGGGGUAAGUUAUGUAGUGAAGAUGCAGACAUAAAGGAAACAAGAAUGAUAUUAUAUGUCAUAUAUUUAUAACAUAUGAAUGCAUUUUUUUUCUCCGAGUCUCAUUAGUUCUAAGCUACUGUUCUCAGUAGGUUUGAAAAACAUUGUGAAAUGUCACGGUGGCUUUCUGGAAAGAAAAUGAUGAAUAUUGUUCUUUCUGUUGACGGUGUGUUGCCAUUUAUGCUUCCCCCACCCCAAGAAAACAACUGAAAUUGUGUCUGACCUUUCAACACCUAUUUGAAGCUGAUGCAUUUCUGUCACACAUUUCCUCUAGAAAUGGUGGGCAAUGACAACAUUUAUCACACCCCGUGUUUCUCCUUAGCUUUAAAUCACCACCUCUCUGCAGGGCAACAGAAUGCCAUCAACUCCUCUGCACUUGGAUUGGUUUUCUGUUUGGGGAUGGCUUUUGUUUGAUAGGGUACAAACUGCAUUGCAGAGCACUAUAAGAACAAGUGUAGCAUAGACGUCAUAGGAAAACAGCCCUUAGUUUGUGAAACAUUUAUAUUAAAGGGAAAUUAAAUUAAUUGAAUAAUUUUGUGUGAUCUGUGGGAGAAUACAAAAUGGUAUCUUGUGCUUGUACAAAGUCUUGUCAUUAGAAAAAAAAUAUUUAUUUAUUUAUUUAUUUAUUUAUUUAUUUAUUUAUUUAUUUAUUUAUUUAUUUAUUUAUUUAUAUAAGGCAUUUCUAGAUAAAUGGAACUGUUGUGAAAAGGCAUCCGGCAGCGCCCUCCAGUGGUCUGAACGAGAGUAGCGCCUAACCUGCGUUUUAAAAUGUUUAAAAGUGAAAGAUCUUUUUUCACCAGCCAGGCAAUUCAAGAAAGUGGGAACUUUUACCAUUUACUGUCAAUGAAGGCGUUCAUGUUUAAGUUUUUCUGUCAAAAAAUGGUAGUAGAAGGGCACACGAGAGUAAAAGUGAAGCUGCUGUGAGCACUUCUCUCUUCUGGCGUCGACGUAUUAUAACCUCGACACAAUCAGGAAGUCCGGGCGUUUUUCCUCGGUGAUUGAGAUAGAAAACUUUGUUAGAAAGGGAAAGGGUCGGCUUUUAGCGAUUAGUUAUGAGGUGUCACAUCUUUUAAGGGUCGCCGAUCAUUCAUUGAUGUCGUUUAUUACACGGUUUUAAACACGUAACUCACUAUUUAGGUCGUCGUUGUUCACCCGGAACACCUGGAUUUUGAUUUAAGAGAGAUGGAUGUUUCUCACCUCACUGAAGAUGAAAUGGCAGAGAUAAAGAAAGACGUGCUGACUAGACUGCGGCAUUACCUCUGCGACAAGAUCAGAGCAGACCGCCACCUGGACUACCUGCGUUCCCGGAGGAUCCUGACCCGGGACGAUGCGGAGGAGAUAAGCUGCCGGACCACGCAGACCAAGAGGACGGCAACGCUUCUGGACAUCCUAGCUGAGAACCCUCGGGGUCUGGACGCACUGAUUGACUCCAUCCGGGAGAUGCGCUCCCAAAACUUCAUCAUCACUAAAAUCACAGACGAAGUGCAAAAAGCAAAAAACGAGAAGAUCGAGUCUCUCAGAGCUGCAGGGGCUUCCAGUUCGUCCUCUGACAGCAGCUUCAGCACUCUGACCACAACGACUGACCUCCCCAACACCUUUUCAAACAACUCCACCCUCCUGUUCCACCCAGAUGGGGAGCGAAGCCCUUCCACUUCAGACCUAGCCAGCUCUCUCAACGUGUCUUCGUUACAGAAGUGUGGAGACUUGCCCUCCGCAGCCGGGGCCAGCCUCGGUGUGGCACCCUCCUCAACCUCCUCCAGCCUCCCCAAGCCGGGGGACCCUGGGGCUCCUCCGCUGCCAGACGAGGUCAUGGCAGAGUCGCCCUCCAACAUAGACACCACGUCACCGGGGUGCACCAGCAGUGGAGGAGAUCCUAAUUUCCAGCCUCUCCGGUCGCGCUCGCUCACCCCAACAAUACACAUCCCUCAGUUCACUUCUCUGUAGGACACUUCUCAUCCAGGGACAGACCCUUUAACUCAAUAAGCACACCCAUUGUCUCUUCAAACUCAUGCCGUACAUCAUGUUUCACGAACAUGAUGUACAUGAAACUACACGUUACCACUAGGCAUGGGCCGCUGUGAGGUUCUCAUCAUGCUACCUACUCAAGCAUUUUGAAAUUUAUAACAUGAUCUAAGUACUUUGAUGUAAACAAAUAAUUUUGCCAUCAUAUGCUGCUAAAAUAAUGUAACAUGUUGAUGUUUUCUUCCUUGUUAUUUUGAUUUUUAAUACAUAAUCUUGGAUAGAAAUAUAGAAUAAACACCUGCUAAAAUUAGAUGUAGUUUUCAAGUGCUUAUGUUACACCUUUUUGCAGCUUUUACUUUUGUACAAGAGUGCAGUUUUAAAUCAUUUUUACUGUAAAGAGUGAUUCCCCACCAUGACCAGACAUGUUCUAUUGCCACUGAGAUCAUCUAAGAGCUGGCAAAUCUGGCUUUUCUUGCAAGCAGCCUUCCUUCAGCUAAAGGCAGUGAGCAGCAACAGGUGGGGGUGGGGAAACAAAUCUCUGCACUCAUAGCCUGAGAAAACCUGAUACACUCAAACACUUUAUCUGGUGUUAGAUUUAAAGGAUUUUGAAUUGAAGGAGAAGUCUGAUUACAAACUUUUGUCAUGUCUUGAUAGGAUUCCUUUACUUCUCACACCUUACAGGGCUCCUACACAGUCUUUAUCCCACUUUUUCACCUUCUUACAUUCUUGUGUCCUGUCCUUUAUUUCCUUUUUAUUUUUAUCCUUCCUGUUUUCUUCUUUUUCUUUGUUGUUUCCUCCCUCCCUUUUUGUAUCCCUCCUACUUUUUUUCUUCCAUCCUUGUGUCCUACCUUCCAUUAACGCUUCUACUUUCUUUCUUUUCUUCCCUGUACUUCUUCUCUCCCUUAUUUCCUCCCUAACUCCAUUAUAUCAUUCUUCCUUUCUUUAUUUCUUCCUUGAACCUUAGCGACUUUUGGCUUUACUCAGUCACCAAAAACUCAAGUUGCUCCUGCCGUUUCUCUGGCAGUGAAUCAAAAUAAUUUUAUUUGCAAUGUAGGAAUGGUAUGAUGGGAACUUUUAGCAGUUUUACAUACUAACUUUUGUAAAUAUCAACAGACUUUUAAAGCAGUACAUGGCCCAUGCCUAGAUAUAACUACUCCAGUCCAUGUUUUCAUAAUGAAAAUGAAGGUAUUUAGCCUUAUAAUGUGUGUGUAUUUUGGACUCUGGCACCACAAAAUAUAUUUUUUAAUAUGUACUGCUCAAAAAAAUAAAGGGAACA
Xiphophorus maculatus (southern platyfish) is the source of this 5186-nucleotide messenger RNA. It is a transcript of the gene bcl10, whose product is annotated as B cell CLL/lymphoma 10. Gene Ontology annotation, biological process: adaptive immune response; canonical NF-kappaB signal transduction; positive regulation of extrinsic apoptotic signaling pathway. The record is from RefSeq and is a predicted model, not a curated record. The transcript has 3 exons. Lineage: Eukaryota; Metazoa; Chordata; Actinopteri; Cyprinodontiformes; Poeciliidae. Gene Ontology annotation, molecular function: transcription coactivator activity; protein kinase B binding; kinase activator activity. Bases 3131 to 3892 code for a protein of 253 amino acids. Gene Ontology annotation, cellular component: CBM complex; cytosol.